ACUAGCUGCGUCAUAUGAUCUCGUGGUCUGUGUAAUUGCGUCCGUUAGUAUCGGAAAUAGCACUAAGAACUGUUUGACACUUUGAAGAAGCGCAGACAUGACACGGCUGAACUUACUUUAUAUCGUCGGUUUGCUACUAGUAGCCCAGAGCAUCGCUAUUAUCAGAGUCCCUCUUCAUAAAACCAGGAGCUUGCGCCGCCUGAUGAGCGACAAUGGGAUGUCUGUGGAGGAACUCAGGACUUUGGCUAAAACUACCGGUUCAGCUGACAGCACCCCCUCCUCAGACCUGCCCGUGGAGAGACUGACCAACUUCAUGGAUGCUCAGUACUAUGGAGAAAUCAGCAUCGGCACCCCACCGCAGGACUUCACUGUGCUGUUUGACACCGGCUCCUCCAACCUCUGGGUGCCUUCCGUUCAUUGCUCCUUCUUCGACAUUGCCUGCUGGGUUCAUCGCCGUUACAACUCAAAAAAGUCGAGCACAUACAUAAAGAAUGGCACUGAGUUUUCUAUCCGGUACGGCAGAGGCAGCUUGUCAGGCUUCAUCAGUGGUGACACUGUUUCUGUGGCUGGGAUGGCUGUGUCUAAACAGCAGUUUGGUGAGGCAGUGAAGCAACCAGGCAUCACCUUUGCAGUUGCACGGUUUGACGGGGUGUUGGGCAUGGCCUACCCGUCUAUAUCAGUAGCUAAAGUCACUCCGGUGUUUGACUCAGCCAUGGAGGCCAAACUGCUGCCCCAGAACAUCUUCUCUUUCUACAUAAGCAGAGACCCAGCAGCAGCAGUAGGAGGAGAGCUGAUCCUAGGAGGAACUGAUCCCCAGUACUACACUGGAGAUCUACACUAUGUCAAUGUCACACGAAAGGCCUACUGGCAGAUUCAGAUGGACCGAGUUGAAGUGGGAAACCAGCUGACACUGUGCAAGAGUGGUUGCCAAGCUAUUGUUGACACGGGAACAUCUCUAAUUGUUGGUCCUGUGGAGGAAAUCCGAGCGCUGCACAAAGCCAUCGGGGCUCUGCCUCUGCUGAUGGGAGAGUAUAUGAUUGACUGUAAGAAGAUUCCCUCUCUCCCAGUUGUCUCCUUCAGCAUUGGAGGAAAGAUGUUUAACCUGACUGGAGAGGAUUAUGUCAUGAAGGAGUCUCAGAUGGGCACGUCCAUCUGCCUGUCAGGCUUCAUGGCCAUGGAUAUCCCCCCUCCUGCAGGCCCACUAUGGAUCCUGGGUGAUGUGUUCAUUGGGAAGUACUACACUGUGUUUGACAGGAACGCUGACCGUGUGGGGUUUGCCCCGGCCAAGUAAAAAGAACAAGGCUGUAGUUGGAGAAUGCGGUUUGCUUUUAAUGGCUUUCAGUUCUUGUUUUUUCUUAAAUCUACUCAGAAAAAUGGUUUACAUGAACUGGUUUCCAGUGAGGGAUUUUUUCACAUGCCGAUUUGUCUGUUUUUUUCACACACUGAUCCUCUGAGUGAUGAUGUGCUUUGUCACUGAAUGGACAUUUUCAUACAGUUUAUGGAGCAUAAUUUUGAAGCAGCAUAUGAUUUAAGCAUACAUGUCACAUUUUUGAUUUUGCAAGUUUGGACUAUGCAUUUUUGUGUUAAUGUUUUAGAGAAGGGAGGGAGAUUCGAAGGCACCAAAGAUGAAUAAAUGUAAUUGCGUUACAUUCCUAACAUGUUUUCCAACUUUAUACUUAUAAAUGUUCUGAUUCAAGCUACUUUUGUGCUCUGACAGCAUCUCAGGAGGCUUAUUUUAACAUGUCAGUGUUCAUUUUUUAUGUCAGAAAAUUAAAUAAAACUGCACAUUUAAUUGAAAGUGUUAAACUGAUGGAUGGAUAAAUAAAUGUUGUUACCAUCCAGUGGUUAUGGAUCGCUACAUGCCGCUGUGAAAGAAGAAUCAAAGCAUACACAAUGUUAUUUGUAACAUUUAAUGAAGUGUACAAAGUGCUGCACAUUUCAGCUCCAGAGCUGAGAUUAAAAAAAAAAAAAAAA
Sphaeramia orbicularis (orbiculate cardinalfish) is the source of this 1974-nucleotide messenger RNA. RefSeq names its product napsin A aspartic peptidase (gene napsa). Gene Ontology annotation, molecular function: aspartic-type endopeptidase activity. The transcript has 9 exons. The coding region runs from base 98 to 1291 and encodes 397 amino acids. Gene Ontology annotation, cellular component: lysosome. NCBI's taxonomy places the organism in Eukaryota, Metazoa, Chordata, Actinopteri, Kurtiformes, Apogonidae. The record is from RefSeq and is a predicted model, not a curated record. Gene Ontology annotation, biological process: proteolysis.